UAAGGGCCCAGUACCGCGUCUGCACGGAAGCGGGAUAAGGAGUGAUACGUUUCUCACUGAUGUACGGAGCCAGUGUAGCCCGUGCGGGAAGUAGAUUUGGAACCGAACGAAGGCGCGCCGAGCUUACCUACACCAAGGGAGCGCCCUGGACGAUCGGAAGUGGGAGUCUCCGCUGGCUUCUCUAUGAUCAGGUCGGAGCACGAGUUCCCUUCGGCUUCCGGAAGCGGCACCUCCUAGUGGUCGCCAGUCUCAUCAGGCGCUGACAGCGACCGAAGUGCGACAGGCCGGUCUCCGUGUGCAGUGGUACUUUCUCAGCGAUGGCGCCUCAGGGCUCUGUGAGGAGGCGGGGUCAGAGUCCAGGUCUGAGUCUGAAUUGGAGCUGCAGCCGGAAGAGUUGAAAGAGGAAUUUGGGGUUGACCAGAUUAAAGUUUCAAGAUGUCAAAAGGUGAAGGGUUGUUUCCAAAUCAAAAGCACAGGUCUGUACCAGCUCACCAGGGAUAUCAUAAUGAUGAUCCGAGUGUGUAAGAUGUUCCGCCAAGGCCUCAGGGGAUUCCGGGAAUAUCAAAUCAUUGAGCCUGUUUACAGAAGAAACCCUAUCUUCUCCUUCUGGGAUAAAAAGAAGCAAGGCCGAAUUACGUUUGAUACCACGGACUUCAUUGCAGAAGAGGGUCACUUCCCUCCAAAGGCCAUUAAGAUCACGCAGAAGAAGCCUUCCUGGAGGGAGGAGCACGAGAUCCAGGUCCUUCGCAACAUCCUGCAGUCUCUGGAUAGCUUCCAAAACUACACAGAGCCCCUGCAGCUGCUCCUGGCCAAGGUCAUGCGCUUUGAACGGUUUGGUCGCAGGCGUGUGAUCAUCAAGAAGGGGCAGAGGGGCAGCAGCUUUUACUUCAUCUACUUAGGGACAGUUGCAGUGACAGAGGAUGAAGAUGGCAGCAGUGCCUUCCUAGACCCCCACCCAACAUUGCUGCGGAAGGGCAGUUGUUUUGGGGAAAAGGCUCUUCUGAAUACAUCCAUAAGGUGGGCCACCGUGGUCUGCAUGGAGCAGACAGAGUUCCUGGUUGUUGACCGGGAGGACUUCCUUGCUAAUAAUCUGGAUGAGGAAAUUCAAAAGGAUGCUCAAUAUCGAUUUGAAUUAUUUAGGAACAUGGAUCUGUUUCAGUCAUGGUCUGAUGAGAGGCUCUGGCAGCUGGUAGCACUGGGCAAGAUAGAGAAAUUCUCAUAUGGGCAGCUGAUCACAAAAGACUUGGCAGAGUCAUCCCGCAUCAUUAUUAUUUGCAAGGGCAGCUGUGAAGUCCUGCGGCUGAUAGACCUUGGGACGUCCCCUUACUAUUACAAGUGGAUCUGGCAGCAUCUGGAGUUGAUAGAUGACAAACCCCUGCAGGCUCACCUCAACGAACCAGAUCCUAUGGUGAGAUUUAAGGAAUUCCAGAUCAAAUCAUAUCCUGUACAGGACUUUAGCUCUUUGAAACUUCUGCAUCUCCAGGAAGCCAGGAAGAAACAGGAGAUAAGCUUCAGUGAACCAACCAAAACCUCAGGAAAUAGUCUCCCCAGGAUUCUGGGCCCAAAGAUCAAAUCCAAGUGUACUCAUUCAGUCAGAUGUUCCAUGCUCAAAACCAAGUUUGGUGAGCUCCCCAAGGAGGCAGCAGUGGGGGCCUACAUGAAAAUCCACACUGUGGAGCAAGGAGAAGUAAUGGGCUUUCACCAGGCCUUCUUUCCAGAGAACCAAUGUGACAUGCGACCCUUCAUACUGGUGAGCCUGGGAGCUGAGUUAAUACAGCUAAGGAGAGAAAAAUUUCUUGAAUUGGUUGAUGAUGAGACAAGAAAAAGAUUGACAGAGAUGGAGGUUGAAUAUCCCAGUGAUGAAGAACUGUGCCAGAAGUUCCUUAAGGAGAACAGCUGGAAUAUCUUUCGAAAGGACUUCAUGCGGCUGUUGGUAGAACCUCACCAACGACCUACAUUCAUCCCGAUCCCGCCCCAGAAGAAAGGGAUCUACAACCCUAAGUCUUUGGUCCUGGAUCUGCAUAACAUCAACAAGAUUAAACCACGUCAUCCCAUUUUUAUGGCACCCCGGAAAUACCUCCCCCCACUUAGGAUUGUCCAAGCCAUCUCAGCACCCCGGCACAAAAUCCAGUAAUUCUUGCCUUAGUAUAAGAAUGUGGGGGUCCUUCUUUAGAACUAAUAAAGGAUAUUGGA
Molecule: messenger RNA, 2193 nt
Organism: Fukomys damarensis (Damara mole-rat)
Lineage: Eukaryota; Metazoa; Chordata; Mammalia; Rodentia; Bathyergidae
Gene: Cnbd2
Product: cyclic nucleotide binding domain containing 2
Exons: 13
Coding region: 506-2134 (542 amino acids)
Biological process (GO): spermatogenesis
Molecular function (GO): cAMP binding
Source: RefSeq, a predicted model, not a curated record